AGGGACCACGGACCGUCGUGGAGCGGAAGUGGAUGUGACGUCACUUCCGGGAGAGGCGGCCAAGAUGGCGCUGUUCGAGCAGAUGAGAGCGAACGUGGGGAAACUGCUGCGGGGCAUCGACCGGUACAACCCCGAGAAUUUGGCCACCCUGGAGCGCUAUGUGGAGACCCAGGCCAAGGAGAACGCCUACGACCUGGAGGCCAACCUGGCCGUGCUGAAGCUGUACCAGUUCAACCCGGCCUUCUUCCAGACGGGGGUGACGGCCCAGAUCCUGCUCAAGGCCCUCACCAACCUCCCCCACACCGACUUCACCCUCUGCAAGUGCAUGAUCGACCAGGCCCACCAAGAGGAACGUCCCAUCCGGCAGAUCCUGUACCUGGGGGAGCUGCUGGAGACCUGCCACUUCCAGUCCUUCUGGCAAGCGCUGGAUGAGAACAUGGAGCUGCUGGAAGGGAUCACGGGCUUCGAGGACUCCGUCAGGAAAUGUGAGGGGAAAAUGGAGGGAAAUGUGAGGGGAAAAGGCGGGGAAAUGUGAGGGGAAAAAUGGCGG
Molecule: messenger RNA, 550 nt
Organism: Corapipo altera (White-ruffed manakin)
Lineage: Eukaryota; Metazoa; Chordata; Aves; Passeriformes; Pipridae
Gene: EIF3K
Product: eukaryotic translation initiation factor 3 subunit K
Exons: 5
Coding region: 65-535 (156 amino acids)
Biological process (GO): regulation of translational initiation
Cellular component (GO): eukaryotic translation initiation factor 3 complex; cytoplasm
Molecular function (GO): translation initiation factor activity; ribosome binding
Source: RefSeq, a predicted model, not a curated record